AUUCUCAGGGACAUGAAUGAAACUGCGAUAACUGAAUUUAUUUUGUUAGGGUUUUCUGGUUCGAAAAAUCUAACAUUAGUUUUGUUUACAGUGUUUUCACUCAUCUAUAUUGUCACAGUUAUGGGUAACAUUGUGAUUAUUACUAUUGUUUACACUGAUAGUCAUCUACAUACACCUAUGUAUUUCUUUUUAACCAACUUGUCAUUUUUGGAGAUAUUGUACACAUCUAACAUUAUUCCAAAAAUGUUAUUAAACAUCAUCACUGAAAAUCAAACAGUUUCUUUUACAGGAUGCAUAGUGCAGCUCUAUUUCUUUGGGUCUCUUGGCUCCACUGAAUGCUUUCUUUUAGGUGUAAUGGCCUAUGACAGAUAUGUGGCCAUCUGCAAACCCCUUCACUACUCUGUACUUAUGAGUGCUCGGUCAAGUAUGAUGAUGUCAUGCCUUUCUUGGACUACUGGUUUUAUAGCCACUUUUGGUGCAAUUAUAUUAGUCUCCAAGUUGCACUUCUGUGGUCCUAAUAAAAUUAAACAUUUUUUCUGCGAUCUUCUGCCAGUCCUAAAAUUGUCUUGCCAAAAUGCAUUUACUAUGGAAACUGUAGCUAUUACUUUGGCUUCAGCAAUUCUCCUGGGGUCAUGUUUUGUCACUCUAGCAUCCUAUGUGCAAAUCAUUGUAACAAUCUUAAGAAUCCCCUCAUCUAAAGGUAGGCAAAGAGCUUUCUCUACUUGUGCAGCCCACCUUACAGUGGUAGUAGUGUUCUAUGGUGCUAUGAUUUCAAUGUAUGUCAGCCCAAUUACAAUUAGCAGUUUUAAUCUUAAUAAAGUCAUAUCUUUGCUAUACACAGUAGUGACUCCAUUUAUGAAUCCAUUCAUCUAUACAUUGAGAAAUAAAGACGUUAAACAAGCUCUUAGAAAAGCAACUUUAAAAUCUAUUUGCAUGCAAUGA
Spea bombifrons (plains spadefoot toad) is the source of this 942-nucleotide messenger RNA. RefSeq names its product olfactory receptor 6F1-like. NCBI's taxonomy places the organism in Eukaryota, Metazoa, Chordata, Amphibia, Anura, Pelobatidae. Gene Ontology annotation, biological process: G protein-coupled receptor signaling pathway. The transcript has a single exon. Gene Ontology annotation, cellular component: membrane. The annotation marks the transcript as partial. Gene Ontology annotation, molecular function: G protein-coupled receptor activity; olfactory receptor activity. The record is from RefSeq and is a predicted model, not a curated record.